Molecule: messenger RNA, 897 nt
Organism: Caenorhabditis remanei
Lineage: Eukaryota; Metazoa; Nematoda; Chromadorea; Rhabditida; Rhabditidae
Exons: 8
Coding region: 1-897 (298 amino acids)
Molecular function (GO): protein binding
Source: RefSeq, a predicted model, not a curated record
AUGGGCUUGGAAAACUCUACUAUUUUUCAGCUUCCUUCGAAUCUUAUUAUUCAGGUUUUGAAAAAUUUCACAUUUCAAGAGUGUUAUAAAGUUCGUUUGACUUGUAAAACACUGAAAAAAUUGAUUGAGGAGAAUCAGAAAUACUUGGCGUCGACGGAUAUUUAUCAUAUUGAUUUAGAAAGAAGACGUGUGAGAGCAUGGAGAAACUUUUCAUGGUGUGACCGCAUUCCGUUCGAAUCCAUCGAAUACAUUUCGAAGUUUUUCUGUUUCGUGAAUGUGAAGGUGUUGACUGUGAACAAUUUGGAUGAAGAGCUUUGUACCUUCUUGACUGAAAAUGCUCAGAAGAAUAAGUUAAGAUUCGAGCAACUCAGAUUGUUCCAUUCUUUCUCAGCAUCUCAUGAAUCCAUAUGCCAACUUCUCCAAGCUGCCAAAUGUCGUGUCAUCAACUUUGAAGCCGUGGAAAGUAAUUUGCAACCGAUUCAUUUAGAGUUAGAGGGCUAUAAAAAACUCAACUCUUUGUGUUUUGAAAUGGAUGACAGCAUUGACGAGGAGUUUUAUGAUUCGAUUUUGAACAAUUGUGAGGCGAAAAAGUUCAUUUUUCAUUCAUGCGAUAGAAUCCCUCAGAGAUUUGUUAGAAAUAUGUUUGAACAAUGGCUCAUUGGCUCACGUGAACUGGAAGCGGUGCGUAUCACCACCAAUCAAAAUUUUAACUUUGGUGAUAUAAUUUCUGGGCUGAAUAUUCAAAAUGUAGAUAGAUCAACAUGGACAAUGAAGAAUGUAAAAGGAGAUAAAGCUACUAUCACCAUGCGACGUAAUAACUUCCACUUCUUCGUCGCCUUCGAAGUGAACGAUCACCACAUCGAGGACAUUCUCUACAAAAUUCCAUUCAUUGAGUAA